Molecule: messenger RNA, 1278 nt
Organism: Galleria mellonella (greater wax moth)
Lineage: Eukaryota; Metazoa; Arthropoda; Insecta; Lepidoptera; Pyralidae
Product: metallophosphoesterase 1 homolog
Exons: 7
Coding region: 76-1215 (379 amino acids)
Biological process (GO): GPI anchor biosynthetic process
Molecular function (GO): hydrolase activity
Source: RefSeq, a predicted model, not a curated record
ACUGCCUACUCUUAUAACAUAGUAUUUACUAUUUACAUACUUUUUUCUUGUUUUUUAAAGUUUAAUUGUUGAAAUAUGAAUCGCUUUACUCAAAAAAUUAUAAUACUAAUUAUGGGUGUAAUAUUUACUAUAAUUUACUGCGAGUUUCUUAUUUAUUAUGUAGUUAUUACACAGUGCAGUUGGCCUACGCCGGAGAAGACUGAUGAUCAAUCUGAAGUGCUGAAAACUUUGAUAUUGACUGACACUCACUUGUUGGGUCCACGAAAAAGUUAUUGGGUGGACAGAUGGAGACGAGAAUGGCAAAUGCAUCAGGCUUUCAAAACUAUAAUUGCUCUCCAUGAGCCCGAAGUAGUUUUUGUAUUAGGAGAUUUGUUUGAUGAAGGAGAAUUCAGUAGUGAUCAGCAAUUCCAUGAAUAUGUCUAUCGAUUUUAUAAGGCAUUUCAAGUUCCUGAUCAUAUAAAAAUGUAUAUUAUAGUUGGCAAUCAUGAUAUCGGAUUUCACAAUAAUAUCAGGCGUGGGUCUGCUGAACGAUUCAAUAAAUUGUUAAAUUCUCCUGCUGUACAAUUUCUAACACUGAAAAGUAACCACUUUGUACUUUUAAAUUCAAUGGCUAUGGAAGGAGAUUCAUGUCAACUGUGCACAGAAGCUAGACAAAAAAUUGAUAAUAUUUCAGAAAUAUUGAAAUGUUUUGAAAACUCAAGCCAAUGCAACAAGCUUGACUUAAUGAAGCAUAACUACAGUAGACCUAUACUAUUGCAACAUUUUCCCUUGUAUAGAUUGUCUGAUGGAGUAUGCGCAGAACCUGACGCUCCGCCUUAUUCAGAACUAUAUAUACCUUUUAGACUAAAAAUUGAUGCAUUGUCUAAGGAAGCAACUGAAGAUCUUGUUUUCAAGUUAAAACCAAGAGUAGCAUUUGAUGGGCAUACUCACUAUGGAUGUUUGCUACAUCACUCUUAUCAUAAUAAUAAUCAGAAUAUUGAUUUCUUUGAAUAUACUGUACCAUCAUUUUCAUGGAGAAAUAUCAUGGAACCAAAGUAUAUGCUAGUGACAUUUACACCGAAUUCAUAUGCAGUGAAUAAAUGCAGUUUACCCCGAGAAACGACAAUAGCCAUUACGGCUGUGAUUAUGUUCUCUCUUACUUUCUUUUGUACAUAUCGAAAAAGGUUUCUCAGUAGAAGAAUAGCACAAAUAAAAAAAUAUAAUCUUAUUACUUAAUUUACUUAUUUAUAUGUAAACAACGUUGUAUAUUAUGUUAUAUAAUAAAUAUCUAAGUAUUGU